AUGUCAGAACUUUCCGGUGUAGUCAGAUUGGAUUUAGAGCUUUCCGAUGAGAUUCUAUCGGUAAUCCCGACGGAUCCUUUCGAGCAGCUGAAUCUCGCGAAGAAGAUCACGUCCAUGGCGAUCGCCUCUAAGGUGUCUACUUUAGAAGCUGAGGUAAUCGAACUGAGGCAGAAACUCCAGGAGAUGGAGAUGUGUACGCACGAGCUUGAGAGCAAGGCUUAUCGUUACGAGAGAGAUAUCCGAGAAGCUGAUUCAAGAUUUAAGAUUGUCCUCCAUGACAAUAUGAAUCUGACAAAGGAACGCGAUUCGCUUACAACCACUGUAACAAACCUGAAUCGUGAAAUGGCUAAGUUGGAGACCUUCAAGAGGAAAUUGGUUCAAUCCCUAAGUAAUGAUGAUGAGAUUGCUCCUCCGCAAACAGAUUCUGUUGAUAUCAAGACAUAUGACCAGUCGGUUCCUUUGUCUUAUCCAGACAAAUCCGUGGACAUGACUCAUCAUCCAGUUGAGGAAGCAGUUCCCAUUUACACAGGACCAAGAUUCUCUGUUUCUCCCUGGCUCACUCCACAAACUAAUUCUACUGCAGGAUCUCCCAAGGCAAGAACUUCUGGUUGGUACCCCUCAACAUCGAGCCAACAAUCAUCAGCUGCAAAUUCUACUCCUCGUGGCCUCCCACUUCAAGCUCCUCGUACACCUCGCAUUGAUGGCAAGGAGUUUUUCCGUCAACAAACAGAUUCUGUUGAUAUCAAGACAUAUGACCAGUCGGUUCCUUUGUCUUAUCCAGACAAAUCCGUGGACAUGACUCAUCAUCCAGUUGAGGAAGCAGUUCCCAUUUACACAGGACCAAGAUUCUCUGUUUCUCCCUGGCUCACUCCACAAACUAAUUCUACUGCAGGAUCUCCCAAGGCAAGAACUUCUGGUUGGUACCCCUCAACAUCGAGCCAACAAUCAUCAGCUGCAAAUUCUACUCCUCGUGGCCUCCCACUUCAAGCUCCUCGUACACCUCGCAUUGAUGGCAAGGAGUUUUUCCGUCAAGUCAGGAGCCGAUUAUCAUAUGAACAAUUCAAAGCCUUCUUGGCUACCAUCAAAGAACUGAAUGCUCAGAGGCAAACCCGAGAGGAAACCCUGAGGAAAGCGGAUGAGAUAUUUGGGACAGAGAACAAAGAUCUAUACCUGUCUAUGCAAGGAUUUCUCAACAAGAACAAGAGUUAG
Camelina sativa (false flax) is the source of this 1209-nucleotide messenger RNA. NCBI's taxonomy places the organism in Eukaryota, Viridiplantae, Streptophyta, Magnoliopsida, Brassicales, Brassicaceae. The record is from RefSeq and is a predicted model, not a curated record.